Messenger RNA from Cotesia congregata, 1402 nucleotides. The record is from the annotation of a GenBank genome assembly. Lineage: Eukaryota; Metazoa; Arthropoda; Insecta; Hymenoptera; Braconidae.
AUGGCUGAGGAAACUAAAAAUUUAAAUCAAGAGUCAAAUAAUGAAGCACACUUUAGUCAUGAAGAGUUGGUUAAAUUAACUCAGGAAGCUAUUGACAAAAUAAUCGAAAGUGAUCCACUUUUUUCUGGUCUACCUUCAGAUGUGACAAUUGAAGAAUUAAAAUCCCAGACUGCUGUUGCUCAAGGACAGGCUAUCACAUUGUAUUUAAAUCGGGGUGAAUUGCCUCGUUUGUAUAUUGUGGUUUCACCGAACAGUACCACCGUUUUGGAUCUGAAAAAAGCGAUAAAGAGACAAACAACACUGGCUUUGUGUCGAGAACGAGUGAAAAAAAAAAUCAGCUGGAAGCACGUGUGGAAAAAGUACGACUUAUGCUUCGACGGUGUUCCUUUAAAUAAUGAUAAUGAAAAUAUUAAAAAUUAUGGUAUUGCUAAUAAAGUUGAAUUGCAGUAUGUAAAAAAACGUAGGGAGAAAAAUAAAAUAGGUGAAACUUUUUUUUCUUCGUCAGGUUCUUCAGCUGCUCUAGUUUCGGUUGGAAUUUCAACCUUGGGCAUUUUUUUAACAUUAAUUUUCAACUGAGGCAUGCAGUCUUCCACCAUCAUACAAGUUAAUUCAAAUGACGGACUGUGAAAAUAAUCGCUAAUAUGAAAUUCUUUCAAAUUCCAUGCUCUGUAAAGGCUCUCAAGACCACGAUCAGUAAGUUUUUUACACUCCGAGACAUUUAAAUACUCCAACGUAGGACAUAGACCAAUGACUCGGUCUAAACACCAGUCAUCAAAAUGCUUACAAUUUUUAAAUGAAGCUCUUUUUAAAAAUUUAAGCCCCUUAAAAUUCUCAAUUCCUUCAAAAAUUAUUUCUGAGUUACUGGCAUCUAUUUCUUCAAGGUACCAGUUUUGCGUAUACAAAUUUGGUAUUUUCUCCAUGUCAUUAGCAUCCCAGAACUCAGUUUCCCCCUUUUUCCGGAUACGACUGUGUCGGAAAAUAAGAAAAUGUGUAGCAGCUAAAUCGUUACCCAGUGCUUGAUUACGCUCAGGAAGAUAACGUUGAUCAUAUUGUAAAUACUCAUGUUGCUUGACAUAGUACCAUCGACUAAAGUCAGAUGGGUAGAAAGUUUUGCCUCUGAAAAUUAUACCUCCAGCAUCAUCUCUAUCUGCUUGUCGAUUGAACAUGCUCAGAAAUGUUCCAGGAUCUUGAUCAAUUCCACCAGGCAUGUUUCGCCAUUUUUUUAAUCUACGUCUGGGUCUUGGAUUUUCUGAUUCUUCUUCCUCAGCUUGAAGUUUCUCUGGUGACUUGUAGUAGUCCGGAUGAUUUGUUGCAAGUCUCUUUAUUAUUUUUAAUUGAUUCACUCCUGGGCCACACACUUUUGACACUACUUUAUUUAGAAACAUUUUUUUUUUUUUGAUAA